GAAGGAGAUUUUGAACUAACUGGAAAUCUCGGAGACAUUAUGAAAGAGUCAGCGCGGGUAGCCCUUAAUUAUAUCAAAGCCAAUCAGCAGAAGUUUGGUAUUGAUUCUGAAGUCUUUUCUCAGAAUAGUAUUCAUAUUCACGCACCAGAGGGAGCAACACCUAAGGAAGGGCCGAGUGCUGGUAUUGCCUUAACUUCGGCCAUUAUUUCGGCUUUAACUGGCCAUGUUAUCCCGCGCGACAUAGGCAUGACUGGUGAAAUUACCUUACAUGGUCAUGUCGAAGCGAUUGGUGGUUUGAAAGAAAAGGCCAUUGCAGCUUGUCGUAGUGAACUAAAAACGAUUAUAAUCCCGAAAUCUAACGAAAAAGACAUUGGAGACAUUCCCGAAGAAGUUCGCCGCGAACUUAAAAUUAUUACGGUUGAAGAGUAUGAGGAAGUUUGA
Molecule: messenger RNA, 441 nt
Organism: Paraglomus occultum
Lineage: Eukaryota; Fungi; Glomeromycota; Glomeromycetes; Paraglomerales; Paraglomeraceae
Source: the annotation of a GenBank genome assembly